AUGGCAGCAUCCGAUAAAGCAGUGCUGAGUCAGUUCCAACUCGAAAAUGGGACGUUAUUGGGUGGCCCGGUGGAAAUACCUUUGACAGUCAAUCUUCGCCAAUUGAAUAGUAUUACCAAUGGACUUGCUCAAGUACAAGAAGGAGCAGCAGCUGUUGAUAACAAUGAACCAGUUCCGUAUUCAUUCUAUAUCGAUGAGAUUGAAAUUAAAGAGUCGUUGGAAAAAUAUUUUGAAGAACAAGCAAAUAAACAAAUGUUCGAGAAAACCUUGAACAUUGUUUGUGUACCGAAAGCACGGUUUCAAGUUAUUCCAGUUGAACGAUGUACGGCAACAAUCGAAGGACAUCUAGAAGCGAUUACCGUUUUACAGUUCAGUCCUAAUGGAAAAUUAUUAGCAUCGGGUAGCGGCGAUACGACUGUUCGGUUUUGGGAUUUGAAUACACAAACACCAUUUGAUGAAUACGGCAAAGCACAUAGACACUGGAUCUUGUGUUUAAGUUGGGCGCCGAAUGGAAAAAUGGUCGCAUCGUCAUGUAAACAGGGACUCAUUGGCUUAUGGAUUGGUGCUACUGGCAAACAGCAUGGGACAAAAUUAUUAUCUGGUCAUCGUCAAUGGAUCAAUUCGUUGAGUUGGCAACCUCUGCAUUUGAACGGCAGUUGUCGUUUAUUAGCGUCUGGUAGCAAAGAUACAACGAUUAAAAUUUGGGAUACACAUUUAUUUAAAACAGUUUUUACUCUCAGUGGUCAUACAGCAUCGGUGACAUGUGUAAAAUGGGGUGGACAAAAUUUACUUUAUUCAGCAUCGCAAGAUCGUACCAUCAAAGUGUGGCGUACAACAGAUGGUGUGCUAUGCCGAACGUUGGAAGGACACGCACAUUGGGUUAAUACGCUGGCGUUGUCGACUGACUAUGUUAUACGAACUGGUGCUUAUGAACCAUCAAAAGAACGUGCUUCGGACGAAUAUGAUCAUCUCGAUGAAUCAACAUUGCAAACAUUAGCGUCGGAAAGAUACGAAAAAGUUUAUAAAUUAUUUGAUACAAACGGUGGUGAACGAUUGGUUUCCGGUUCGGAUGAUUUCACACUCUAUCUAUGGAAACCCGAAACGGAUAAAAAGCCUCUCGCUCGAAUGACCGGUCAUCAACAGUUAAUCAAUGACGUGAAAUUUUCUCCUGAUACACGACUGUUAGCAUCCGCUAGCUUUGACAAAUCCAUCAAAUUGUGGUCCAGUCGUACUGGUGCUUUUCUUUCCACCUUGCGUGGACACGUACAAGCUGUUUAUCAAAUAGCUUGGUCAGCCGAUUCUCGGUUACUCGUGUCUGGUAGUGCUGAUAGCACAUUAAAAGUUUGGAAUAUCGAAAAACGGUGUCUUCUUUUUGAUCUACCUGGACAUGCUGACGAAAUCUAUGCAGUCGAUUAUAGUCCUGAUGGACAAAAGGUUGCAAGCGGAGGAAAAGAUAAAGUAUUAAAACUCUGGCGAAGAUAA
Messenger RNA from Adineta ricciae, 1482 nucleotides. The record is from the annotation of a GenBank genome assembly. NCBI's taxonomy places the organism in Eukaryota, Metazoa, Rotifera, Eurotatoria, Adinetida, Adinetidae.